AGCUUGCAUGAACAGGACAUGUGGGGAACCUCAUAGGAAACAUCACGAUCUCUCCUGUUUUGACAUUAGAAGAUAUAACAGACCGAAUUAGAGUCCCUUGGGUUGGCGGAGCUAUGAAAGUUGAUAACCAUGCAGUGGCUGUGACCACACUUUUCUGUUUUUACCUUAUAGUUGGCAGUAUCAAUAUGAUUGCGCUUGGUCUAGCAAGUAUAAUAUUUGCGGUAUUCCUGACGAGGAUGUACCGGUAUGUGCGACGUAGUGGGGUGAAGUCUAUCUACUUCUUCUUGCUAAGCAUGUUACAUACUGUAACAUCUUUAGUUCUCUACAGUUGUAAGAUUUUCCUGAGAGCUGAAACUAUUCACAUAUAUUAUUUUUACUUCUGGCUUAUGGUCUACUUAUCGGUGCUUUAUAAUUUUAAACAGGAUGCUGGAAAGAUAGCAGUUGUUCAAUCAAAGAACACAAAUCACAUACUCUACUGUGAUAAGUGUACGAUUGUGCGUCCAGUUCGGGCCUCACAUUGUCGCUUCUGUGACGUUUGUGUGGAUAGAUACGACCAUCAUAACAUCUGGUUUGACCAGUGUGUGGGUUCUAGUAACCACGUGUCUUAUCUGAUCCUGCUUCUCGCACUUAUAAACCUCACAUUCUCAACAACUUGGGACUUCUUUUCCACUGCAUGUGGGUUUGUUGAGCUGUCACCAAACUUUUCUGUUCCCAACUGUAAAGCUUAUAUCCUGGGGAAUAGGUCGUCUGUGUUGUUUUCAAUCGGUCUGUUCUCGUGCGCCGUGCUACUGGUCACGCUCUACCACCUUAUAAUCCAGAUGAAGCUUAUCACCUUCAAUCUCACUGGAUACGAGGAAAGGUGUUUGCGACGAGGAUAUCCAAUACACGACGACAUGUUGAGAUCACAUUACUACCACUCACCCUUCAACAAGGGAUUCAAACAGAACUGGAUGUCUUUCAUCAUCUCGGUUAAGCAGAGGGUUGUCAACAAACACGUGGACACUGUGUGAUCAUCACGUGACGUCAUGAUUUUAGAGAUCACGUGACGUCAUGAUUUAAGCGACCACGUGACGUCAUGAUUCUAGAGAUCAAGAGGUGAUAUUUUAGAGAUCAUGUCACCAUUUGUAAAGAGGCAUCCUAUCAUUUAUUGGCAACGAGUAAUGUUAAAAUCUGCGAAGAUAACGAAGAACUUUAUGAAAAUAUUUGUCGUGCGAAUGUGACAUCGCUGUAUGUAAAUAUGUGUUUAAAUACUUAUAUUUAAUAUUUCCUGAUAUGGUAGGUAUUUAAAUUGUGCCACUCAAGUGACAGUGCUGUAAUUACUGAGGAUGGGAUUUAAAAGGAAUUUAUUUUCACAGAUCGUUCAUAAUAUAUGUAAGUAUCAACGAUCAUGGUUGUUUUAGACCGUGUCCCCCGGCAAUGAUAUUUUGUACCUGGAAUAUUAAAAUCUUUGUAAUUUGGCAACAUUAAGCUAUAUCACAUAUAUAUGUACUGAUUGAUUGACUCGCCACUCUAUAAUGACUAUCCAUACUCAACAGACGUAUGUAAAAUUGUAAAUAUUGCAUCGCC
This is a messenger RNA of Bolinopsis microptera, 1566 nucleotides long. RefSeq names its product palmitoyltransferase ZDHHC23-like. Lineage: Eukaryota; Metazoa; Ctenophora; Tentaculata; Lobata; Bolinopsidae. The transcript has 9 exons. Gene Ontology annotation, molecular function: protein-cysteine S-palmitoyltransferase activity. Gene Ontology annotation, cellular component: endoplasmic reticulum; Golgi apparatus. The coding region runs from base 114 to 1010 and encodes 298 amino acids. Gene Ontology annotation, biological process: protein targeting to membrane; peptidyl-L-cysteine S-palmitoylation. The record is from RefSeq and is a predicted model, not a curated record.